CUGCAUCAUUUGAGACGACGUUCACAGACCGUGCAUCCUGUAGCCUACACUACACGCUACACAAUACUGAGCAUGCGCAGACAUCAAUGAUAUAUGGACCUAGUUUCCGCCUCACACACGUACAACUAAGUUUAAUGAAGAAGGUGUCCCCGAACCAUUCUAGUUGAGUACCAGCGACCCAGUUCACGCUAAUGAAUGUUUGAAUGCUAUGGUGGUACCAGUGAUUUCUGCAUGCCACGUUGCAAGUUCACACAUGUGUUCCAUUCUUUGUACAGCUCUGUGAUUGAUACUUUCGUUCCAAAUUUUCCUGUUAUUUUCUGAAGUAUUUCAUCGUAAUUAUUAGUAUUAGUUUUCUAUCUUGAUUAAGUUAAACGUGUGUGUCUUUUUUUAGUACGAUGAUGUCAUGUCAAGGAAAAAGAAAUUAGAUUUUUUUGCUUUUGUGGAAGAUUUGGACCAAAGAGAAUCGGCCAUCUCUAAAUAUUUGUCGUCGAAGUGCGACGCUUUAGCGACGAACUUUAUUCAUUCUAAAUUAUCUCUGGACGACAAACUCUCCCUGCUUGUUUCCAAGUUUUCCUUUGCUGAAGUUCUGCGUGUGCGAAAUUGUAUUGGAAACAGUGGGAUUGAAGACUCGGAUCUGCUUGCUGAAUGUUUGGCAGCAGAUGCUGAACUGUGUGCAGCAUUAGUGGCUUUAAAUUCUCAACAAGAAGAGCUGGAAGGAGUUGAAGCUGCUGCUACUAGUACUACUGCUAGUAGUAGUAGUACUAGUACUAGUAGGCCUACUACUACUACCGUAUUUGCUCCACCAGUCUCUAGAUGCCUGGUUUGUGAGGAGAAACUCACACGGAAUCAUGGGAUUACAACCGUGAAAUAUUUUUCAUUCACUGGUAUUGAUGAGGCCAAGAAAAUUACUUUGCGGUGUCGUCCCUGCAACCUCACAUACGACUGGUACGAGUACGGGAGUAAGACAACACACUGGAAACUGUAUGAAGAGCAACGUCCAGCUGUACAGGCUAGUGACAGUGUGUUCGUCUGUCGAAAGCUGUUUGAUUUUCAGUGUUCCCUUGCCAAUCAUUCAUGGGUCAGUUUUGCAGGGUUUGCUGAGUCUUUCAAUGAUGCAUUUCACAUGAGCAAGAGUUGUAGACUCACUGCCAAGCAAGUCUCUUCUGUAUUUUACAACGGAGAGGUGGAGAAUGAGCUGCGUGAUAUAUGUCAACUUGACAUGUUCCAGUUGAAGAAACGUGAUGGAGACAUUGAAAAGGUUAUAGAGGCCAUCGACGAUUUGCGAAUUCACAACACUUAUGAGCACCCUAACUGCCACCCAAAGUGCAAGGCUAAAGGUUGUGGACGAGUGUUUGUUGCUGAUGGAAUAUGGAAAUUGAGUUUCCCUCACUGCAUGUUCAAGGUCAAGAGUAUUGUGUCUGGAAUCCCUGUACCAAGUCUACCAAAUGUGUGUACAAAGUCCCCCGCCUAUGGAAAAGCUUUUUGCCUUGAACACUGCACAGCUGUCGAGAAGGAGUCUAUUCCAACAGACUUGCGUACUUUUUUGAAGUACUGCGUGGAGAAGAAAGUAAAUUCGGCUACUUCAACUUCCAAGCAUGCUCCCAGUGCUGCUACUGGUGGAGGUCCUGCAGCUUCUACACACAGAGCUCCAGCACAGCAAGAUCCUGCAAUAGGUACUUCUGGAGGUCCCGCUGCAGUGACAUGUGUCAAGCGUGAUCCUGUAUCUGCCUCCAUUGCUGAUCCCGUUGCUGUCCCAUGUGCACGUGAUGAAGGUUCUUCCACUGCGCCAGAGUGUGGAGUCCUUGAGGAUGCAUAUGAUGACCCUGUCAGAGAGGACACCAUCAGCAAUGUUGAACAAGUGCUUGAAAAGAUUCAGCCAAGUGUGUCAUCUGGACCAUCCGUUGUUGACGCCCAAGGUACAUUGGCUUUUCUUCAGAAACACAUCUCCAACAUCAGCAAGAUCAUGGCAGGUUGUAUAGAAGAAAAACCAACUUCUUGUAAGAAGGACACUGGUCGUAAAGCACGUCUUCAGAAGUGGUCUCGGGGUCACUUGUUUAUAGUACGUGCUGGAGGACACAUUGAGUUCUUCCAGUCUCUGUACAAGUCAGAAUCACCAUCACAAGUGUUCAUCAUUCUUCUUUCAUGGCUGGAUGUGCUUCUCCAAUCAAUACCACCAAGUGAAUGGUCGAACAUCGCUGUUGUCUACGACAAUAUGUGUCACCUGGACAACAUGGUAGUUGCCAGGUCACCCCUGCCACUGCCUGCUCCUUGGUCACACAUGUGGAGUGCACUAAAAAAAUGUGUGGAUCGCUUGCAUAUACGGAAUCACACCGAUGAGCAGUGCAAGUUAAAAUACCACCCAAAGGAUCACCUUGAAGAGGCAGACAAUACUAUGACUUGCGAGCAAACAUUUGUGUGGUUGGCGAGGUUCAAGAAAAUAGUAUGCGCCAUGUCUAAAAACCACCACCUGUUUUAUCUUCAUCGAAUGGUGAAGAGGCGUAACUGGUACACAGCGAAGUGCUAUGAGCAAGGUUGCAGCCCUGUUCUUCCGGUGGUAAAAAGUGUAAAUACCAAGUAGAUUACCGUGUUCUCAAUAGGUAUUUUAGUUGUUUGUGUUGACCACAUCAAUCCAAGUACAUUUUUUUAAAUUCAGUCCUUCUGGUUUGAAAAUCUCAGGUGUGUGGAAAAAGGCACACCUGGUUUUUUUUAGGCGUGUGCUUUUUCUAGGUGUGUGAUUUUUCUAGGUGUGUGAUUCUAUAUUCCAAGCUGGGAUAUUAUUUCAUAAUAUUCAUCGUGGUUUACUAUUAAGCCAUUUUCUCCUCACUGACAUACUUCAUUUUAUCACAAAUGAUGAAGUAUAAUUAGCACACAAGGUGUGCGGUACUGAGGGAUUCAGGCUUGCGAUUAUUCGCACUUCUCGGAAAGCUUUUAGGUGUGCGAUGGCGUGGGGGUGUGAUUGCAUGCCUCAUAACAGAAGGGCUGGUAAUUAAAACAACACAGCAUUCUUUUGAAUUGUACCCACAAAAAGAUGUACACGAACCGAAAACAGAAGUGCUCCGAAGUGUUUUAAUCUCAAAGGGUUGUGAUAAUAUUGAAAGAAUUAUUUACUUAGAUUUAGUUUGUUUUAGAAAUGCCUUAUACUAUUUGCCUUUUCUUUUAGUUGAGAACAUUUGAUGUUCUCACAUCGUUGGAAACGAACUUCCAUGCUCAACCUUUGAUGUGUUGAAACUUAUGUAAAGAUUUCUUUAUACACAAGACGUUUGAAAUGGUUUAUCACUGGUUAUCAGGCAUUCAUACCUUUGCACUGUGCAGAGUGUAGAUGCAAGAAAGAGUUUGUUGGCAAAGCUUUGCAGUUCAGGAGGUCUUUGCUUUUUCCAUGCGAAGUAAUUCCUGAAUAUUCCCUUAUUCACACAACCAUCAUCAAUAUCAAAUUAUCAUCUCGAAAGCACUCAGAGAAGGCACAUCCGCCAAGGCUGAAUAAUUCCCCUUUGUAUUAUUAGUACACCAUAUUGGAUAUCUACUGGACUUUUUUAUUGCACUUUCCCUCUUCCCCAUAAUGUACAACAGGCGCGGUUAUGGCGCCUAUAUUUGUGUAGACUGGUUAUUUUCUCCAUACACUUAGGUCUAAGAAAAGUCAAUGGUGAGCGCUGAUACAAUCUUACAAUCGGGCACACUAUAUUAAUGAAAGUGUACAAAUGGUACCCUUCCCACAACUAUUUAUUUAGUUCGCAUGUUUGUCACAGUCUUAAAUUUGCUAGUGCCAUUGAAAAAAAAAUAAUUAAUUUGCAAAUAUUACAGGGACUUCGUAUCGCAAAAGUUAGGAACUUAUCACAUUGUGUCUCGGACUCUGAGGAGUACUUGGCGAGUACAAAAUAAAACGAAACCCACAUGAAGUGAAGUUCUGCGUGUAGCUCUUUUGAAAUCUAGGAUAUGAAAGCCAAGUUGAUAAGCUUCCUUUGGGUGCAAAACUUAUUCAAAUCAAUUGUUGUUUUUGAAGUCGCGGAAUUUGAAACACAACAACUGUUUUACAGUUCUGUCCACGAACCACCAAAAAAAGUGUGCAUCUUUCAGCAAAACGAAAAAAGAAGUCACACACAUCCGUAUGUAAUUUGCUUUCAUUUUUGCUGAAAGAUCACUUACUCUGUGUGAUUCGUUGACAGAACUUUAAUAGGGUGACUGUGUUAACAAUAUCUCAAUUUCAACAGUACAUAUAUGUUUUGAAUGAUUCUUGUACUAAAAGAAAGCUUAUGAAUUGGGCUUUCGUAUCCCAGAUUUUGAAAGGGCUACAUGCAGAAAUUCACUAACACAUUGAUGCUGACAUUUGGGAUUCGUUUUUUUGUUACUCGCCUUGCAUUCUAUUAAAAAGUGUAUUAUGUAAAUUUAUAUUCUCGUGUCCAAAAUGUAUCAAAUUCAUCACUAUGUUUGCGUGCUAAAUUGAUUUGAAUGAUUUUUGUACUAGGAGAAAGCCGUAUCCUAAUUGUUUUGGACUCGCCAUGUAUAUUGGUCUUUGUCCCGGUAUUUAAAAUGUCUGUUUUAGAAUCUAAAGACUCUGUCUGGUUUUGAUUCGGACAAGGAUGUUUUGACUACAUGUUGUGACAACAUGUGAAGCGCUCAUUUACAUGUACAUAAUUGUAUUACAUCACUAGUGUUGCAAUCUAUGGUUGUGUUGAUAGCAAUGUUAGCAGUUUCAAUGUAAUUUUUUUUUUUAAAUCACGUCAACUACAAGUGUUAAGAUAUGUACACCAGGAUAUGAGAUGUUGAAUGUUGAGUCUAUUAGAGGAACACAUGCUUAUUGAAUUUGAUGUAUGAUAAAAAAAAAACAUUGCUACAUGUAUGAUGUCUGCAACAGUUAUUGUUGUAAUAGUUUACAAUGUGUUCUGUGUUGUUUAGCGAUAAGAUUAGACUCUUGACAAUUUGUGUGCUAUCAUCGCAUGGGGUUGAAGAUAACCAAUCUCCCAAUAGUUUAAGUAGACCUCUGUCAGGAGUCUGCUGUUAAAUUCGAAAUGUCUUUUAUAUGCAUUUCAACAGCAAUGUCCAAAAAGUACAUGUGCAUGUACAAUGUUAUUUUUUUUUAUUGUCUGAACAAGGGGUGUAAAAUCUCCGCCUUUUUCCCUACUUACUGUGUACAAAAGUAUAGAUGAUUUUUCAAAUGUAAGCUGUUUUACACCUUUUUUCAGGUGUUUUGAGCUAUUCAGUGGUCUCUUUCUCCCCGUCUGAAGUCAUUGAGCCAGCAUUCUUUGACAUGCGGAUGUUUGAUAAUACUGUUCAGAAUUCAAAUUUUAGGCAGUUGAUAGUCGGCGGACCAUCGUUGGAAAUUUAUACAAAAAUACUAUUUUCUUGUAAAUGACUUCACACCAAGUGCCGUAAUUUUACAGGAUGCUUUAUACUGUCAUUUACCAACAUCCUAGUAAAUUACUUCUUAAAACUUGGCAGUUUUAUUAUUCGAUGUUUGCAAAUGCUGUAUAUUCCCUUUAACUCGGCAGUGUUUCAUGAACAAAUUUGCCUGCCCGACCACUCUGCGUUUGUAACAACAAACGCAAACCUCUAUUUUUUUUUUUUUUAUUGUUACGUUUUAUGUAUGGGCUAAUUGUUUUUAAAAAAAAUUGUAAAUGCAAAUGUAAGUACAUGUAAGAAAAUUUGGGGUGAAUUGCUUGUGUUUUUUUAACAGUGUUGCUAUUGUACCAAAGUUGUGGACACCGUGUCUGUUAUUUGUGUUUGCAUUGAUGCUUGUAUUUGUACGCGUUCAUGCAUACAUGUGAUUUUUGUAUACCUACACAGAUUGAUUGGACAUACCGUAUGUGAUUUUUAUUUGGGGCGUUAAUGUAUGUUGAAGCUGCAUAUGUUAAAUGAAAGUAGAACAGUUAUACAAACAUGUUCUAUUUGACAAGUGUGUUUAAAAUCUUAAUCAUUGUCCUGAUUAGUAUUCCGUUUAUAUCAGUUUAUUAAUUAGUUAACUUAGUGCGAUUUUUACAUUAAUACAUUUUGGAAACCAUUUGUUGUGAAUGCAAAUUUACGUGUUACUGAUGAAGUUGUUUGGGAGAUUGAAUAAAUGUGUUAUCACGUAAAUAUUAUGCAUUUUGAAAAUUCGA
Messenger RNA from Patiria miniata (bat star), 6089 nucleotides. RefSeq lists its product as uncharacterized. Bases 404 to 2578 code for a protein of 724 amino acids. The record is from RefSeq and is a predicted model, not a curated record. Lineage: Eukaryota; Metazoa; Echinodermata; Asteroidea; Valvatida; Asterinidae. The transcript has 10 exons.